UUGUAUACAUAUUUAAACCAUAUAAAAGGUCCAUUAGAGAGCUGCGUUUUCGAAGGAGAAUAAGGCGGUGAAGAGAGAGAGAGAGAGAGAGAGGAGCUCGAGAACCAUGGAUACUCUGAUAAGAAACAGAGGCGUAUUCAGGGUCUCAGUGUGCGGGCAAGAAGAAGUGGAGCAUCUCUCAAGAGACAGCAGCCAUUACAGUCUAUCCACCGGAAUACUUCCUUCGCUCGGCGCCAGAAGCAACCGCCGUGUCAAGCUUAGGAGAUUCAUCCUUUCACCUUACGAUCGUCAUUACAGGAUAUGGCAGACUUCGCUGGUUAUUCUGGUUGUCUAUACUGCUUGGGUAUCGCCGUUUGAAUUCGGAUUCAUUAAGAAGCCGCAGGCGCCACUCUCCAUUACUGAUAAUGUUGUUAAUGGAUUCUUUUCCCUGGAUAUUGUUCUCACCUUCUUUGUUGCAUACAUGGAUAAAACUACCUAUCUACUCAUUGAUGAUCAGAAGAAGAUUGCUUGGAAGUAUGGCAGUUCCUGGUUGGUUUUCGACAUUAUAUCCACGAUACCAUCCGAACUUGCUCAGAAGAUCUCCCCUAAGCCACUACGCUCUUAUGGCUUGUUUAAUAUGCUUCGCCUUUGGCGUCUUCGCAGAGUUAGUGCCUUGUUUUCAAGAUUGGAGAAAGACAAGAACUACAACUACUUUUGGGUUCGAUGUGCUAAACUUAUUUGUGUUACUCUCUUUGCUGUUCAUUGUGCCGGAUGCUUCUAUUAUCUUAUAGCUGCACGAUAUCAUGACCCGGGAAGAACAUGGAUUGGAGCAUCUUUGGGAGACAAUUUCCAGGAACAGAGCUUGUCAAUUCAGUAUGUGACAUCGAUGUACUGGUCUAUCACCACACUGACUACUGUUGGCUAUGGGGAUUUGCAUCCUGUGAAUACAAGAGAGAUGGUAUUUGACAUUUUCUACAUGCUUUUCAACCUUGGGAUGACAGCAUAUUUGAUCGGUAACAUGACCAACUUGGUUGUCCAUGGAACCAGCCGAACGAGAAGAUUUAGGGAUACCAUUCAAGCUGCCUCGAGUUUUGCUCAAAGAAAUCAAUUGCCUCCUCGCCUACAAGACCAGAUGCUGGCACAUCUAUGUCUGAAGUUCAGGACAGAUUCGGAGGGGCUGCAGCAGCAAGAGACUCUCGAUUCCCUUCCUAAAGCCAUCCGUUCAAGCAUUUCGCAUUAUCUUUUCUACUCUCUUAUGGAUAAGGUGUACUUGUUUCGUGGCGUUUCUAAUGACUUGCUUUUUCAACUGGUCUCAGAGAUGAAAGCUGAAUAUUUUCCUCCAAAAGAAGACGUCAUCCUGCAGAAUGAAGCGCCUACAGAUUUCUACAUCCUUGUCACCGGUGCUGUGGAUCUUUUGCUUCUCAAAAAUGGAGUUGAACAGGUCAUCGGAGAGGCAAAAACAGGUGAUAUCUGUGGUGAGAUAGGUGUACUUUGUUAUAGGCCACAGCUCUUCACAGUGCGCACAAAACGAUUGUGCCAACUACUACGUCUAAACCGAACUACGUUCCUUAAUAUUAUUCAGGCCAAUGUUGGAGACGGUACAAUAAUCAUGAAUAAUCUCCUUCAGCAUUUGAAAGACAUGAACGAUCCAAUUAUGGAAGGAGUCUUAAUCGAGACGGAGAACAUGCUGGCCCGGGGUAGAAUGGAUCUACCUCUCAAUCUUUGCUUUGCCACACUCCGAGGAGAUGACUUGUUGUUGCAUCAGCUACUGAAAAGAGGGCUAGAUCCUAACGAGUCGGACAACAAUGGAAGAACAGCUCUGCAUAUAGCAGCGGCCAAAGGAAGCGAGAACUGCGUCCUUCUCUUGCUGGAUUACCAAACGCACCCUAACUGUAAAGACUCAGAAGGAAGUGUCCCGCUAUGGGAGGCAAUGUUAGGUGGCCAUGAUACCGUCGCCCAACUGCUGAAGGAAAACGGGGGAAACAUAAAUGCCGGAGAUGUAGGUCACUUUGCGUGCACCGCUGCCGAGCAGAAUAACUUAGAUUUGCUGAAGGAAAUUAUUCGAUACGGGGGCGACAUCACAUGCCCGAGGAUCAAUGGUUACACGGCUCUUCAUGUUGCAGUUUGUGAAGACAACAUUGAAAUAGUCAAAUUCCUUCUGGAGCAAGGCGCCGACAUCGACAAGCCAGAUGUUCAUCACUGGACCCCAAGGGAUUUAGCUGAGCAACAAGGACAUGAAGAAAUAAAGACCUUCUUCGAAUCGAGUAAAGAGAUGAAACCUCCAUCUAUCAUGUCAGUUACGGAAAAGCAGGAACCACGUUAUCUCGGGAGGUUUACAAGUGAGCCGGUCAUCCGGCCUGCAGCCCCGGAAACAGAUGGAUCCUGGGGCCAAUCCCGUCCGAGACGUAGGACUAGUAACUUCCACAACUCUUUGUUUGGCAUAAUGUCAUCCGCACACAACGUGGAGAGAGAGAUGCUACUGUCCGUUCAUCAACCAAAGAGUGUCAAGCAUUCUGGUUUAAACUCCGCUAGAGUGGUCAUUAGUUGCCCGGAAAAGGGAGAAACCGCCGGGAAACUAAUUCUACUUCCCGGGAGCUUCCAGGAGCUACUCGACAUCGGUGCUAAGAAAUUAGAGAUCUCCAGGGCUAAAAUUACGAGCAAAGGAGCCGAAAUCGACGACAUUGCGGUGAUAAGAGACGGUGACCAUCUUGUUUUCGUUAGUCAGGACCAAACGCAACAAGAAGAGCCUAGCAGCCAAAGCUUCCGACACGACGGGCAUUCAUAGACCAUCUGUGCACUUUCCUAACUCUCCUCCUCCCAAAUCGAAGCCGUUGCAACCCGUCGUCUUCGGAUAUAAAUGCGUCCGACACAAUGAUACUCGUUUAU
Molecule: messenger RNA, 2865 nt
Organism: Hibiscus syriacus
Lineage: Eukaryota; Viridiplantae; Streptophyta; Magnoliopsida; Malvales; Malvaceae
Product: potassium channel AKT1-like
Exons: 12
Coding region: 107-2764 (885 amino acids)
Biological process (GO): transmembrane transport; potassium ion transport
Cellular component (GO): membrane
Molecular function (GO): protein binding; voltage-gated potassium channel activity
Source: RefSeq, a predicted model, not a curated record